UGGAUCGCCUUGAGCGUCUCCCUGCCAGGAAAUGCUCCGGUAGACACUGAUGGUGGCUCUUCCUGGCCAAGAAAUGCUUGUCUUCAAGAGCAAGAGAACCAUGGCACACCCUCGAGGGAGCACUGUAGCCUGCCUUCUGUGGUUUCUGCUGCUGUGGAGUGGGGAUGGCUGCUGCCAGGCCCAGCGAGCAGGCUGCAAAAGUGUGCACUAUGAUCUGAUCUUCCUCCUGGAUACCUCCUCCAGCGUGGGCAAGGAGGACUUUGAGAAGGUCCGGCAGUGGGUGGCCAACCUGGUGGACACCUUCGACGUGGGUCCAGAUCACACCCGCGUGGGGGUCGUGCGCUACAGCGACCGGCCCACCACUGCCUUCGAGCUGGGCCGCUUCGGCUCGCGCGAGGAGGUCAGGGCAGCGGCGCGGCGCAUCACCUACCACGGCGGCAACACGAACACGGGCGAUGCGCUGCGGUUCAUCACCAGCCGCAGCUUCUCUGCGCAGGCCGGUGGCAGGCCUGGGGACCGCGCCUUCAAGCAAGUGGCCAUCCUGCUGACCGACGGCCGCAGUCAGGACCUGGUGCUGGACGCCGCGGCGGCCGCGCAUGCAGCGGGUAUCCGAAUCUUUGCCGUGGGCGUGGGCGCCGCGCUGAAGGAGGAGCUGGAUGAGAUCGCCUCUGAGCCCAAGUCCACGCAUGUCUUCCACGUGUCCGACUUCAAUGCCAUAGACAAGAUCCGCGGCAAGCUGAGGCGUCGCCUGUGUGAAAAUGUGCUCUGCCCCAGUGUCCGGGUAGAAGGAGAUCGCUUUAAGCACACUAAUGGAGAAACCAAGGAAAUCACAGGUUUUGACCUGAUGGAUCUGUUCAGUGUGAAGGAAAUCUUGGGAAAGAGAGAGAAUGGAGCACAGAGUUCCUAUGUCCGGAUGGGAUCCUUCCCUGUGGUGCAGAGGACCGAGGAUGUGUUCCCCCAAGGUCUGCCUGAUGAAUAUGCCUUUGUCACAACCUUCCGGUUCAGGAAAACAUCUAGGAAAGAGGACUGGUACAUCUGGCAAGUCAUCGACCAGUAUGGCAUUCCACAGGUCUCCAUAAGGCUGGAUGGCGAGAACAAGGCGGUUGAGUUUAAUGCUGUGGGUGCCAUGAAGGAUGCCGUCAGAGUGGUCUUCCGAGGACCCCGAGUCAACGACCUCUUUGACCGAGACUGGCACAAAAUGGCACUGAGCAUCCAGGCUCAGAAUGUCUCCCUCUAUAUUGACUGCGUGCUGCUGCAGACACUGCCCAUUGAGGAGAGGGAGAACAUCGACAUUCAGGGCAAGACUGUGAUUGGCAAGCGUCUCUAUGACAGUGUGCCCAUCGAUUUUGACCUGCAGCGGACUGUGAUUUACUGUGACUCAAGACAUGCUGAACUGGAGACUUGCUGUGACAUCCCAUCUGGACCGUGCCAGGUGACUGUGAUGACGGAGCCUCCACCUGUGCCCCCACAGCCACCCACCCCCGGCAGUGAACAGAUCGGGUUCUUGAAGACCAUCAAUUGCUCCUGUCCAGCUGGAGAAAAGGGUGAAAAGGGCUUUGAUGGCCCUAUGGGGCUCCCUGGUCUGAAGGGAGACAUGGGAGCAACUGGACUGAUGGGCCCUCCUGGACCCAAGGGAGAGAAAGGGGACAUGGGCAGAGGACCCUUUGUACAAGGAGAAAAGGGUGAAAAGGGUUCCCUAGGCCUGCCGGGUCCCCCUGGGAGAGAUGGAAGUAAAGGCAUGAGAGGUGAACCAGGGGAGCUGGGAGAGCCAGGGCUGCCUGGAGAGGUGGGCAUGAGGGGGCCCCAAGGACCACCUGGACUUCCGGGGCCUCCUGGGCACAUUGGAGCUCCAGGUCUCCAAGGAGAACGAGGUGAAAAGGGAACUCAAGGAGAAAAGGGAAAGCAAGGCCUGGAUGGAUUCCCUGGGAAACCUGGGGAGACAGGAGAGCAGGGAAGACCUGGCCUUCCCGGUGUGGCGGGGCCUCAGGGAGAGAAGGGAGAUGCUGGACCUGCAGGACCUCCUGGUGUGCCAGGCUCUGUGGUGCAGAGAGAGGGCCUGAAGGGAGAGCAGGGUGCUCCAGGACCAAGAGGUCAUCAGGGUCCACAGGGGCCACCAGGAGCUCCGGGUCUGAUGGGUCCAGAAGGCAGAGGUGGCCCCCCUGGUUUGCAAGGUCUCCGAGGAAAGAAAGGCGAUGUGGGCCAGCCAGGGACCCCUGGAGCACUGGGUCUGCAGGGGCUCCCCGGGCCAGCUGGUGUCCCAGGACCCCCUGGACCUGGAGGUCCUCCGGGUUUACCUGGAGAGAUUGGCUUCCCGGGCAAACCUGGGCCUCCUGGACACAUGGGGCCCCCUGGAAAGGAUGGGCCUAAUGGACCACCAGGCCUGCCAGGAUCCAAGGGAGAACCAGGGGAAAGAGGGGAAGAUGGCCUACCUGGGAAGCCUGGACCUCGGGGUGAAGUUGGGGAACAGGGCUUGGCAGGAAGACCAGGAGAGAAGGGAGAAGCAGGUCUCCCAGGCACUCCAGGCUUCCCAGGCGUGCGGGGAGAGAAAGGAGACCAGGGAGAAAAAGGUGAACUGGGACUUUCUGGACUGAAAGGUGACCGAGGUGAAAAGGGUGAAGCUGGUCCAGCAGGCCCCCCUGGUUUACCUGGAACUACAUCCUUGUUCACACCACACCCAAGAUUGCCAGGAGAACAAGGACCUAAAGGAGAGAAGGGUGAUCCUGGCCUGCCUGGGGAAGUGGGACCACAGGGCCAUCCUGGUGAACUGGGCCCUCGGGGACCCACUGGAUCUCCGGGUGCCAAGGGACAAGAUGGCACACAGGGUGCUCCUGGAGCAGCUGGAAGCCCAGGUACUCCAGGACCCGCAGGACCCCCAGGUCUCAGUGGCCUUCCUGGAAGUGUGGGCCCCCCUGGUGUCAGAGGCCCCCCUGGGAAAGAUGGGGAGCAUGGUGAGAAGGGAACAGCGGGGGAAGUAGGGAGCCCAGGGCCAGCUGGACCCCGGGGUGAUCCUGGUGCUCCUGGACUCCCUGGGACACCUGGAAAGGGCAAGGAUGGCGAGCCGGGACUUCGAGGAGCACCUGGAUUACCUGGACCCCUGGGAACCAAAGGGGACCGAGGAGCACCUGGGAUCCCUGGGUCUCCUGGCAGCCGUGGAGACCGAGGCAUUGGGAUUGCCGGCCCUCCUGGCCCUUCAGGACCACCAGGAGACAAAGGGCCCCCGGGAUCCCGAGGAUUACCUGGGUUGCCCGGGCCCCAGGGACCAGCUGGCCAGGACGGUGCACCAGGAAAUCCAGGAGAAAGAGGGCCUCCUGGAAAACCAGGCCCUUCUUCACUACUGUCUCCAGGGGACAUAAAUCUGUUGGUUAAGGAUGUGUACAAUGACUGUCCUCCUGGCCCCCCAGGCCUUCCUGGUCUGCCAGGUUUUAAAGGGGACAAAGGUCUCCCAGGAAAGCCAGGGAGAGAAGGCAUAGAAGGGAAAAAGGGAGAUGCUGGGCCCCAAGGCCUUCCAGGGCCCCCUGGAAUAGCUGGACCACAGGGAAGCCAAGGAGAGCGUGGUGCAGAUGGCGAGGUUGGACAGAAAGGUGAUCAAGGUCAUCCUGGAGUUCCAGGUUUCAUGGGGCCCCCAGGGAGCCCUGGGCCACCAGGAACAGAUGGAAUUGCAGGAGCUGCUGGACCACCAGGUUUUCAAGGGCCACAGGGGAAAGAAGGUCCUCCUGGUCCACAAGGCCCAUCAGGAAUUCCUGGAGUCCCCGGAGAAGGAGGCAAACCGGGCAGAGAUGGAAAGCCAGGUCCCCCUGGAGAGCCGGGCAAAGUGGGAGAGCCAGGUCCACCAGGAGCAGAGGGUGUCCGAGGCCCACCUGGCUUCAAGGGACACACAGGUGAUUCUGGCCUACCUGGUCCCCGGGGAGAACCGGGUGCUGCUGGGACCCCUGGCUGGGAAGGGUCACCAGGAAAAGAUGGUGACAUUGGACCUGCAGGGCCACAGGGUCCCCGGGGACCAAGGGGCCCACCGGGUAGCAAUGGAUCACCAGGCUCCCCAGGAGACCCUGGCCAUCCAGGAACUCCAGGUCCAAAGGGAAACAAGGGAGAAAAUGGCAGCCCAGGACUUCCUGGCUUCCUGGGUCCCCGUGGGCCUCCGGGAGAAGCAGGAGAGAAAGGAGUUCCAGGAAAGGAGGGGACCCCUGGGAAGCCUGGAGAGCCAGGAACCAAAGGAGAAAGGGGAGAUCCCGGGAUCAAAGGGGACAAAGGACUUCCUGGUGGGAAGGGCCAGCCUGGAGACCCUGGGAUUCCAGGUCAUAAAGGCCACACAGGCCUUAUGGGCCUCCAAGGGCCACCUGGAGAGAGUGGACCAGCCGGGCCCCCGGGGCCUCCAGGCCAGCCAGGGUUUCCAGGACUGAGGGGCGAAUCUCCAUCCCUGGACACCCUGAGGCGGCUGAUUCAGGAAGAACUUGGGAAGCAGCUGGAAACCAAACUCGCCUACCUCUUGACCCAGAUGCCUCCAGCACACGUGAAGGCCCCUCAAGGCAGACCUGGGCCCCCAGGUCCUCCUGGAAAAGAUGGGCUUCCAGGCCGAGCAGGCCCCACUGGGGAGCCAGGCCGACCUGGCCAGGGAGGUUUAGAAGGACCCUCGGGACCAAUAGGUCCCAAAGGUGAGCGAGGAGCCAAAGGUGACCCAGGUGUACCUGGAGUUGGACUCCGAGGCGAGAUGGGACCCCCUGGAAUCCCAGGUCAACCAGGGGAACCUGGCUAUGCUAAAGAUGGACUUCCAGGGAGUCCUGGCCCUCAAGGGGAGACAGGACCAGCUGGACAUCCUGGCCCUCCAGGCCCACCCGGUCCCCCUGGACAGUGUGACCCUUCCCAGUGUGCCUACUUUGCCAGCCUUGCUGCCCGGCCGGGUAAUGUGAAGGGCCCCUAG
Molecule: messenger RNA, 4915 nt
Organism: Castor canadensis (American beaver)
Lineage: Eukaryota; Metazoa; Chordata; Mammalia; Rodentia; Castoridae
Gene: Col22a1
Product: collagen type XXII alpha 1 chain
Cellular component (GO): extracellular matrix
Source: RefSeq, a predicted model, not a curated record